Molecule: messenger RNA, 1024 nt
Organism: Durusdinium trenchii
Lineage: Eukaryota; Dinophyceae; Suessiales; Symbiodiniaceae
Source: the annotation of a GenBank genome assembly
CCUGACGGUUCGCAGAAAUCGGUGCGCCCGAUGUUCAGCUGUUGCCUGCAGCCCAGUGUGGAGGUGGAGAAUGAGCACGAGCUAUUUGUAUCCGGGCACGUUGAAGCGGAGAGCAGGCAUCUACAAAGAUGGUGGUGGGCAGAACAGGUGAGCUUUGCGAGCAUGAGAAGAUGCAAAGAGCAGAAGAAGAACUCAUCGUCGGUCAAGUAUCGUCGUCGACACCUACGUGGUGAAGAGGUUUGCGUGCGGAUCUCCAAGAAAGAGCUUACAGGACCUCCGCAAGAGUUCAUGAAGGACAGCAUAUUAGCUGGCAAGGUCACAUCGUACACUGAGUUUCGGGAGCCCCUCUGGCCUUUUUGUCGCUUCAUGUACGAAGGCAACCCUUUUUAUCAUACGUAUGCUUUGUUGGACAUCAAUUUCGGUGAAUUUCAGCUGGUGCUGGAGCGCGUUGACCAGAAGAUCGAGAUGUUGGUGGCGGAGGGCAUGGAUCUUCUUGGAUUCACUCAACAUUUCAUGGCCUGCAGCCAAUCCAGGGCAGUCAAUGGCAUUCCGGAACGCACCAGGCAUGUGAAGAAGCACAUCACCGUAAAAGAUGUGCUAUCGUGGAUGGGUGGGUCAUUGGCAAGCCGAUGGGAACGAUACAGCACUUUGUUCAACAACUGCCAACAUUUUCAAGCAGAGCUACAAACCUUGCUCUUUGACGAGUCCGGCGACUUCCAGCCGCCGCGUGGUGAAUUCCUCAAUCGAGCAUUGGCGCUCGAAAGUAUCCGGCAAGAUCCGACACGAUUGGUUUUUUUUCCCCAAGAAUCUGCGCGCAGACCCGGAGCUCGUUCAAGCAGCUGGGGGCCUCCCCAACCUGCUGAGACAGAGCUGCCGCCCAACUUCACACUGGAAUCCAAAUGCAAAGAGACCAGUGUAGUGAACGCCGCUUGAACCAUAGGCCACCGUUGGCCACGACAGAUCGAUUGAAUUUCAACACAAAGCCAUCACAGAGGCACCGUUUCAAGGCUCAAUGCCAGCGCAA